Molecule: messenger RNA, 363 nt
Organism: Rotaria sp. Silwood1
Lineage: Eukaryota; Metazoa; Rotifera; Eurotatoria; Philodinida; Philodinidae
Source: the annotation of a GenBank genome assembly
AUGGCCUUAAGCAAUGAUGAACUUGCUUGUAUCUAUGCAUCACUUAUUUUAGCUGAUGAUAAUGUUGAUAUAAAAGGUGAUAAAAUUGCAGCUAUAUUAAAAGCUGCUGAUUAUGAUAUUGAAUCAUAUUGGCCUGGUCUUUUUGCAAGUGCAUUAGAAGGUGUUAAAGUAACUGAUCUUAUUAAAAAUGUUGGUUCAGCUCCAAUGGCAGCUCCAGUAGCUCAAGCAACAACAACAACAGCUGCUGUAGCUGAUGAUAAAAAAGCAGCUGGUGGUAAAGAAGCACCUAAAAAAGAAGAAAAGAAACCAGAAAAAGAUGAUUCAGAUGAAGGUGAAGAUAUGGGCUUCGGCUUAUUCGAUUAA